ACCCAUAUAGCUAGGUUGUGGAAAUCAGAAAGGCACAUAACGUUUUUCUGUCUCUUUGAAAAUGAUACUAUAGGCUAAACAAUGGCGCACACCUGAAACGAUGUCUUGUAUGUGGACUGGGUUGAAUUUGUCAUCUUCCGUUGUAUUAUCACAAUCCCAGUCUCCCACGUUUGUAAUUACCCAGCACAGGAACCAGGAAGAGAAGUUUGAAUGCAACACGCGUCCUAUUUUUUGUUUUGGGCAACAAUUCUGAUGCGAAUUUAUAAUGAGGAUUACUUUUAAGUGAUCGGCAAUGUCUGAUAAGGGUCCUGUAUUAACGUCAGGUAUCAUUUUUUACCUAUCGAUCGGGGCAGCAAUAUUUCAAAUACUUGAAGAACCCAAUUGGAAACUGGCCAAAUCCGAAUAUUCCCGUCAAAAGGAAAACAUUCUUAAAACAUAUCCGUGCUUGACUAAAGAAGAUCUGAACUAUAUUUUGGGGGUGGUGUCAGACGCUGCUGGACAAGGUGUGACCAUCACUGGAGAGAAUACCUACAACAACUGGGACUGGACCAAUUCGGUUGUCUUUGCUGCCACUAUUGUCACUACCAUAGGUUAUGGUAAUGUUGCCCCAAAGACGGCUGGCGGCCGUAUAUUCUGCAUCCUGUAUGGCCUGUGUGGGAUCCCUCUCUGCCUCACCUGGAUUAGUGAGCUGGGCUCGUUCUUCGGAGACAGAGCCAAGCGCCUGGGACAGGUCCUGGUACUCAAAGGCCUUAGUGUGAAAAAGGUCCAGUUGAUCUGCACGGCCAUCUUCCUCCUGUGGGGUCUGCUGGUACACCUGGUUAUCCCCCCGUUUGUGUUCAUGUCCCUGGAGGGAUGGUCGUACCUGGAGGGCUUCUACUUCUCCUUCAUCACCCUCACCACUGUCGGCUUCGGGGACUACGUCGCAGGUAUCAAUCCAAACAUAGACUACCCAAGGCUGUACCGGGUGUUUGCAGAGGUGUGGAUCUACAUGGGUCUGGCCUGGCUGUCUCUGUUCUUCAGCUGGAACGUCCACAUGGUUGUGUCGGCUCACAAGGUCCUGAAGAAGAGAAGGCAGAGACACAGGAUGGACCACCUGGAACACCGAUGGCAGCUCGAGAAGGACGACAUCCGCAGCCCUCGCCGCCUCCCCACCGCCGUCGACAUCUUCAACUUCCUGUCUGAGAAGCAUGAGGACUACAGCACCGCCAUCAGGCAGAUUGGCGCUGCCGCGAAGCCGAAGACGGAAUUCAAGGAGUUGAGUCGUUCAAAGAGCUGUAGUGACAUCCUGGGGACAAAUAUCCAAACCCUGGAGCAUUCCCCACGCCGCCUGAGGCGCCACCUCAGCAUCAGUCACAAUAUGUUACUAAGCAGCUUUGGGAUGGGAGAGGAGGUGCAGAGGCUUAUCGAGGAUGACCCUGUCUUUAUGAAAGACCCUGUGUUUGAGGAGAACUGUCUGGAUAGGGACACUAGAGCGAAGGCUGUUUAUGUGUCCAACUCAAAAGAGAACCUAAACCCCGCCGAUCUAGGUCCUAACAUCAACAAAGAGGAGAAUGUUCAGAAUCAAGAUGGUGGAGAGAAUAGGUUUACUGUAUCAAAGGUAGUGGAGGGGGAUUCGGGAGAGGAGAAUGAUGAGAAAGGCUGAAGCCUUGGAUCCAUCCUCUUCAUGGAGAACUGAAUGAUGUAAUCAAAAGGGGACUAUCGCGCUCUCAUAGAAGUUUGGUUGGUGUAGAAAACCUGUGAAUUCAGAUAAAGUAAAAGGUAUGAUGGGUCUGUGAUGGGUCUGCGGAUCAUCACAACUUUUUAUUUAUUGUACCCAUCACACCUUUUUAUUUAUCACCCCAUCACACCUUUUACUUUAUCACCCCAUCACACCUUUUAAUUUAUAACCCCAUCACACCUUUUAAUGUAUCACCCAUCACACCUUUUAAUGUAUCACCCCAUCACACCUUUUAAUGUAUCACCCCAUCACACCUUUUAAUUUAUCACCCCAUCACACCUUUUUAUUCAUCACCCCAUCACACCUUUUUAUUUAUCACCCCAUCACACCUUUUUAUUUAUCACCCCAUCACACCUUUUUAUUUAUCACCCCAUCACACCUUUUAUUUAUCACCCCAUCACACCUUUUAAUUUAUCACCCCAUCACACCUUUUUAUUUAUGACCCCAUCACACCUUUUUAUCCAUCUGAACUGAAUGAUGUAGAAGCAUCAUAACAAGGUCCUGGGACAACCAGAGACUAUGGCAGAGUUAGGAUUGGUCACAUUCCCCUGUGGUGAGGAGUGGAAACAAAUUUUCAACGGUUUUCCUUAACAUCGUGAUCAGUGAAAUGUAUGACCCAAGAUUAUCAAGGCCUAAGAUCAUGAACACAGUCUGGACAACUUCCUGUCUUCUCUGUUAUCUUUAUCUCGAUGUUAAACACACAUUUUGGUCUGUGGGAAAAGUAAAAGAAGGAAAAUAUAGCAAACAAUGGACUCCUUAGAGUUGCCAGUGUGAUUUACCUGACUCUAAAAUGAGAAACUGAAAGCUAUGUAGUUUGUCUAUUGUUACAAACUGCCUUCAGAAAUAAAGUUUACAUGAGUUUC
Messenger RNA from Oncorhynchus tshawytscha (Chinook salmon), 2580 nucleotides. RefSeq names its product potassium channel subfamily K member 5-like. The transcript has 5 exons. Gene Ontology annotation, cellular component: membrane. Gene Ontology annotation, molecular function: potassium ion leak channel activity. Gene Ontology annotation, biological process: stabilization of membrane potential; potassium ion transmembrane transport. Lineage: Eukaryota; Metazoa; Chordata; Actinopteri; Salmoniformes; Salmonidae. The record is from RefSeq and is a predicted model, not a curated record. Bases 293 to 1642 code for a protein of 449 amino acids.